ACCUCUCCUUUAAGAAAAGACAGACCGGGGCCAUGACACAACCAAAGGGAUCUGCAGUGAAACGGACCAAUCAGACGCUCAGGACGGCAUCACGUGGGCCGCAGUGCGCCCGGAGUCCGGGGGGUUCAUUGUGUGAAGCGUCCAAUCAGCUCUAAGCUCCUCCCUCUCCGCGGCGUGGCUCCUCCUCUUCCCCCCUCCCUGGAGGAGGAGGCGGUGGGCGUGUCUCUUCCUUACUAUCGUGUUGCGUCGUUUCCGGCCGCUACUGCCGAAGCUUCCCCGAGCGGAGUGAAGAAACAACAGCCGCCAUUUUGUUUGUGUGUGUGAGGGACGGAGCCCCCCGGACUUGAAUUGGACGCGGAGCGCCAGCCGCCGGGAGCCCGGAGGAGGCUGAAUGAGAACGGGAACGUUUCGCCGUCAUCCGCUGUGGACACCCGAGCUCUGAUCACCAGCCCCCCCUCCCCCCAUCCCGUGUUCAUCCUCCCCGGGAUACCGCUACCGCUCAGAUCCCCAGAGACAUAGCUGCCCCGGCUCCGGUUCUUUACUCCUCCGGCCCCCCCUGAAUCCGUCAUCCGCCGAUCCCCCAUCUAGUGUGCGCGUUAGAGGCCGCGGAGGAGGCUGGAGAACGAUCCCCCUAUCCCCGGGAGAUAAUUGAAGGCGGCCCCAUCGCUCACACAGCCCUUACGGUUCCUCCUGCGUUACCGCGCCGCCAUGUAAGCCCUCCCCCGGAGCCGUGCAACCCGAGCCGAUUCACGAUGCCGCCCUCUGACGGGGGGAGAGCCCCGGGUCUGCGCCUCUGAGCCCCGGCCAUACACACUCACUAUUUAAAUUGGGUUUUCUUGGCGCAAAGUUGCACUAGAUAUAAUCCACAUUUAUUAUAAUUUUUUUAUUUUAUUUUUGUCUUUUUUUUUUUUCCUUUUUAUUUUUUUUUCGGGUGGGGGGUGAAGAGUCUUUGUGUUUCAGGAUGACUUCUCCGGAGAGGCCCCGGUACCGUGCCCGGCUCAGCACCGGGGAUGGGGCGGCUGAGCACUUCCAGGCCCGUUACCUGUGCGGGUGUUUGUGAACAGUCCUCUAUUUCCCCACCUCUUCCCUCUUGCGGUUUUUUUUUUUUUUCUUCCCCUUUUUCCAGUGUUCAGACCUUAGAUGCGUCUUCUGGUCGCCGGUCAUUGUGUGUUGUAGUAGUGAUCAGAGCUGAGGACCGCGACUAUAGAGGAGAGAGGAGGAGGACGCUGUGUGCAGCCAUGGCCGAAAAUCUGCUGGAUCCAGGGCCGCCCUCUGCCAAGAAGCCCAAGAUCUCGUCUCCUGCCCUGUCUUCCGAUGGUCCAGAUUUUGGGUCCUUAUUUGACCUGGAGCAAGAUCUGCCCGAUGAAUUAAUAAGCUCCAAUGAAUUUGGCGCGAGCAAUGGAGGAGAGCUCAGUCAGCUGCACGCCAGCAUGGGCAUGGUACCCGACGCAGCUGCCAAGCACAAGCAGCUUUCAGAACUUUUACGAGGUGGUAGUGCAAACAUGAGUAUGGGCCUCGGUCAGCAAACCCAACAGACCAGCCAAGGUAUCGGACUUCUCAACAACAUGGUGAAGGGCCCAAUGGCUCAAGGCGGAUUGACAGGCUUGGGUAUGGGAGGUAAUGGCAGCAAUCCAGGACAACCCACUCAAGGCCUAAAUCCUUCCUCAGCAGCUGGUAUGAUGCCUUCCCUAAACAACCCAAUAAACCAGCCUAGAAUGGGCAUGAACACGGGUAUGAUGCAAGCUGGAAAUGGACAGAACAUGAUGCAGGGGCAAAUGAUGAAUGGUUCACUUGGUGCAGGAAGGGGGCGACCUGGAAUGCAAUACCAGAACCAAGGCAUGGGCAGUUCUAGUAACAUUUUAGCAGAGACACUUCAGCAAGGGGGGCCGACAAUGGCAGGACAGCCAGGAAUGAGAAGCCCGCAGCCAACCGCCAUGAACAAGCUUGGGAUAAUGAACAACCCUAACCCCUAUGGGACAAAUUAUGGUCAGAAUACCAGUCCCCAGCUGGGAAAUACAGGGCUCGGUUCCCAGAUGCAGAACAAAUCCGCUCUCCAGAACAGUCUGAACCAGUUUUCAAUGGACAAAAAAUCUGGACCUGGCAUGCCAAAUAUGGGUCAACAGCCAUCUACUCAAGUACCGCAAGCCAACCUUGUCCAAGCAUCCCCUCAAGGUAUGGGCACUGGUGCAUCUCCGGGGAUUGGCUCAGGAGCCCCAACAGCAGAUCCUGAGAAGCGAAAGCUCAUACAGCAACAACUGGUUCUUCUAUUGCAUGCCCACAAGUGCCAGAGACGAGAACAAGCAAACGGUGAGGUGCGACAAUGCAAUUUACCCCAUUGUCGUACCAUGAAGAAUGUCCUGAAUCACAUGACCCAUUGCCAGGCUGGAAAAUCAUGCCAAGUUGCACAUUGCGCCUCUUCACGACAGAUCAUUUCUCACUGGAAAAACUGCACGAGGCAUGACUGUCCAGUUUGUCUGCCUCUGAAGAAUGCAGGGGACAAACGCAACCAACAAUCCUUACUUGGGAGUCCACCAGUGUCUUUAGGUACUGCUGGCAAUGUGGGAACGGUUGGUAAUGUGGGCCAGCCUCCUGCGCCUUCACUUAAUCCUGCUAACCAGAUUGAUCCAAGCUCCAUAGAACGGGCGUAUGCUGCCCUGGGAUUACCAUAUCAAGGCCAACUGCAAACACAGUCCCAGACGCAAGUGAAGGGUCAGCAAUCGGGACAGUCUCCUCAGGGGAUUCGCUCUAUGAACUCAAUGAGUGCAAGCCCAGUAGGAGUGAAUGGUGGUGUGGGUGUCCAGGGUUCUGGUCUUCUUCCGGACUCGAUGCUUCAUCCAGGGAUGAACGCUCAGAGUGUAAUGAUGGGCGAUGGCAGCAAUGUUUCCAAUUUGGGAUCCAUGCCUACAGCAGCUCCACCAUCUAGCACUGCAAUACGGAAACCUUGGCAUGAAGAUAUAACUCAAGACUUGAGGAACCAUCUAGUUCACAAACUAGUUCAAGCCAUAUUUCCAACCCCCGACCCUGCUGCAUUAAAGGACAGGCGGAUGGAGAACUUGGUAGCUUACGCUCGGAAAGUGGAAGGUGAUAUGUAUGAAUCUGCGAACAGCAGGGCUGAGUACUAUCAUCUGUUAGCUGAGAAAAUCUACAAGAUCCAGAAAGAACUUGAAGAAAAACGUCGCAUUAGGAUACAGAAGCAAAAUCUAAUGCCCAAUACUCCUGGCAUGCCUCCUGCAGCAAUGAAUCAGGGCUCGGGUAUGCCCCCAUCACAACCGGUCAUGACAACAAAUGGCCCAGUUCAAGACCCAAGCAUGAUGCGUGCGAAUGUCCCAAAUCAAAUAGUGAAUCCUAUGCCAAACCAAUCAGUCAUGAACCAGUUUGGUCCAGUGGGCAUGCCCAUGCAGUCAUUGGUACAAAGACAACAGUCACCGCUUGGCCAACAUCAAGGUCCGCCUGCACCCAUGAAUCAGAUGGCGUUUCCUUCCCGUAUGCCACAACCUUCAGGCAUGGCACAGCCUGUGCAGAAUGUGCAGAAUCAGUUCAUGUCAGCAAGUUCGUUUCAGGCGUCUUCUCCUGUGAUGAAUAGUGGCGGAAUAAAUACAAGCAACUUAAAUUCUUCCAGUUUACCAGUACCGCAGUCGACCGGGCAGAACCCACCUGUGCAGGCCCAGAUGUCCAAUCUAGCUCAUCCUGUGAGUUCUCCUAUACCUCCUCCGGGUUCAUCUGGAAAUCCGCUUCAUUGCCCAAGUAAUAUGCAGACCCCAGUUCAUCGUAACUCUCCGUCUCCUGCCCCGAGCCGCACACCAACACCCCAUCACACCCCACCAAGUCUGGGAACACAGCCGCCAUCAAUCCCUUCUGAUCCUUUAAUGUCGUCGGCAGCAUCCUUGCCUCAGAUGCCUUUACAGAACAGUGAGAGCCCCACUCCUCCCCCUCCUCAGGGGCCCCCUUCCCUGCCCCCUUCGGCCUCUGUCAUUCCAGUUGGUGAGCAGUCUGUUCCCACACCACCACCGCCCCAGCAGCUAGCACAGCCGCCUUCAGCAAGGCCUCCUUCUCAGCCAAAUUUAUCGACACCGGUUUCAACCCCAUCUGCACCGCCACAAUUACAGCUUCAUCCAAGCACUCCGCUUUCCCAGCCGCCAGCAGUUAUGGAAGGACCAACAUCCAAUCCGCCAUCCACAAACAGCCCUGACGUCAGUUCUCAGCAGCCGGCAAGUGAGCAGCAACACCAAGAAGUCAAAAUGGAGAUCAAACAGGAAGAACCAUCGGUGGAAGCUGAGCCUGUAGUGGAGCCCAAAGAUGAGAAACCUGAGGAGAAACCUGAAAUUUCGGCUGAAGACUGCAAACCUGAGCCAAUGGAGCCAGAAGAAAGCAAAGAUGUAAAACCAGAAGUCAAGGAGGAGGAUGAGAAAGCGAACACGCCUGCCGCACAAUCUUCUCCCACUGGACAGUCCAAAAAGAAAAUUUUUAAGCCUGAGGAACUACGCCAAGCCCUCAUGCCUACGCUAGAGGCAUUAUACCGCCAAGAUCCAGAAUCCCUCCCAUUCCGGCAGCCUGUAGAUCCACAGUUAUUAGGAAUCCCGAAAAAUACCUCUGUCCUGCAGGAUUACUUUGAGAUCGUGAAGACUCCUAUGGACCUGUCGACCAUCAAACGCAAGUUGGACACGGGGCAGUACCAGGAACCUUGGCAGUACGUAGAAGACAUCUGGCUGAUGUUUAACAAUGCCUGGCUGUACAACCGGAAGACAUCUCGCGUCUACAAGUACUGCUCAAAGUUAGCCGAAGUGUUCGAACAGGAGAUCGACCCGGUCAUGCAAAGUCUGGGAUACUGCUGUGGCAGAAAGCUUGAAUUCUCCCCGCAAACCCUGUGCUGUUACGGCAAGCAGUUAUGCACGAUUCCACGUGACGCCACGUACUACAGUUAUCAGAAUAGUUCACCCAAAUAUGGCCUUCUUGCUGAUAGGUACCACUUCUGUGAGAAAUGCUUCAACGAGAUCCAAGGGGAGAGCGUGUCUCUAGGUGAUGACCCCACCCAACCCCAGACAACGAGGCUCUGGAUCCCCAGUUUUAAGAUCGCAGAGCGAACCAUCAGCAAAGAACAGUUCUCCAAACGGAAAAACGACACCCUGGACCCAGAACUGUUAGUGGAAUGCUUGGAAUGUGGUCGGAAAAUGCACCAAAUUUGUGUCCUACACAAUGACACCAUUUGGCCAACGGGUUUUGUGUGUGACGGCUGCUUAAAGAAAACUGGCCGGACCAGAAAAGAGAACAAGUUUUCUGCAAAACGGCUCCCAACUACAAGAUUGGGCACCUUUUUGGAGAAUCGUGUCAACGAAUAUCUGCGAAGACAAGCAAAUACUGAGGCUGGAGAAGUGUCAGUGCGUGUCGUUCAUGCGUCUGAUAAAACAGUCGAAGUAAAGCCCGGGAUGAAGGCAAAGUUUGUGGACACUGGAGAAAUGGCAGAAUCCUUUCCUUAUCGGACAAAAGCCUUAUUUGCCUUCGAAGAAGUGGAUGGUGCAGAAUUGUGCUUCUUUGGCAUGCAUGUACAGGAAUAUGGCUCUGAUUGUCCACAACCCAACCAGAGGCGAGUAUACAUUUCCUAUCUGGAUAGUGUUCACUUUUUUCGGCCAAGGCAUCUAAGAACGGCGGUCUACCAUGAAAUCCUAAUUGGCUACUUGGAGUAUGUGAAGAGACUUGGGUACACAACAGGGCAUAUAUGGGCCUGUCCUCCUAGUGAGGGCGAUGACUACAUCUUCCACUGUCACCCCAUGGACCAGAAGAUACCAAAACCCAAACGCCUACAAGAAUGGUACAAGAAGAUGUUGGACAAGUCUGUGUCAGAGCGCAUCGUUCAUGACUACAAGGAUAUUUUUAAGCAGGCAACAGAGGACAGGCUGACAAGCGCAAAGGAGUUGCCAUAUUUUGAAGGCGACUUCUGGCCAAAUGUUCUAGAAGAAAGUAUUAAAGAGUUAGAACAGGAGGAGGAAGAAAGAAAGCGGGAAGAAAAUACCGGCAGUGAAAGCAUUGAGGUUGGAAAAGGUGAUAGCAAAAACGCUAAGAAGAAGAACAAUAAAAAGACCAGUAAGAACAAGAGCAGUUUAAGUCGAGGAAGUAAGAAGAAACCUGGAAUGCCUAACGUUUCCAAUGAUUUGUCUCAGAAACUGUAUGCGACUAUGGAGAAACACAAAGAGGUCUUUUUUGUUAUCCGUCUGAUCGCUGCCCCCACUGCCAACACUCUUCCCCCAAUUGUGGAACCAGAUCCCCUAAUCCCUUGUGACUUGAUGGAUGGACGGGAUGCCUUCCUAACUCUGGCCAGGGACAAACACCUAGAGUUCUCUUCUCUACGUAGAGCCAAAUGGUCGACAAUGUGCAUGUUAGUGGAACUUCACACCCAGAGCCAGGACCGCUUUGUUUACACCUGCAAUGAAUGCAAGCAUCAUGUGGAAACCAGAUGGCACUGCACGGUUUGUGAGGAUUACGAUUUGUGCAAUACUUGCUUUAGUACAAAAACCCAUGAGCACAAAAUGGAGAAACUUGGGCUUGGUUUGGAUGAUGAGAGUAACAAUCAGCAAUCGGCCGCAAUACAAAGUCCUGGAGAUUCUCGCCGACUCAGCAUACAACGUUGCAUCCAGUCUUUGGUUCAUGCUUGCCAGUGCCGUAAUGCAAACUGUUCUCUGCCAUCUUGCCAGAAGAUGAAAAGGGUGGUUCAGCACACAAAGGGCUGCAAACGCAAGACCAAUGGCGGCUGUCCUAUUUGCAAGCAACUCAUUGCUCUCUGUUGCUAUCAUGCUAAACACUGCCAAGAGAACAAGUGCCCUGUGCCCUUCUGCCUCAAUAUCAAGCAGAAAUUACGGCAGCAACAACUACAGCACAGACUUCAGCAAGCCCAAAUGCUGCGGAGGCGUAUGGCUAGCAUGCAGAGAACAGGUGUAGUUGUUCCCCAGCAAGGGCUUCCCUCACCAAAUUCUGCUGGCCCAACAACACCCACUGGACAGCAACCUCCAACACCACAGACCCCUCAACCUCAGUCCCAGCAAUCAUCGCAGCCUCAGCCACCACCACCCAAUAGUAUGCCUCCAUAUGGUAUGGGACGUGCUCAGUCCUCCAGUAAUAUAUCACAAGGCAAGGCAGCUGGACAAAUGACUCCACCCACACCACCCCAGGGAGGAUCGGUGCAGCAGCCUGGUCCUCCGCCUGCGGCUGUGGAGAUAGCCAUGCAAAUUCAGCGGGCAGCAGAGACUCAAAGGCAAAUGGCAAAGACUCAGAUUUUCCCUAGGCCCAUGAUGAACUCGCACCAAAUGCAACCCAUGCAGCCAAUGGGAAUGAAUCCACAGCAAGGUCCACGAGGACCCAGUCUUAUGGAUUCUGGAAUGAAUCCAGCAGGCAUGCAACAGCCCCAACAGCAGCCACAACCUCCAUGGGUACAAACCGGCCUUGGCCAACCCCAAGCAAUGCAGCCAAACAUGCAGAGAACACCUGUCAUGCCUGUACAACAGGGGCAACCAAUAAAUAUGCCUCCUGGUCAGCCAGGUAUGGGACAAGUUCCUGGACCAAGCCAAGCUAAGCAAGGCACCUUGCCGCAAGCUGCACUUCAAAACCUUCUGCGCACUCUACGAUCUCCCAGUUCACCAAUGCAACAGCAGCAGGUACUGAAUAUCCUGCACUCUAAUCCGCAGCUUUUGGCCGCUUUCAUCAAGCAGAGAGCAGCCAAAUACGCCAGCAACCAAGCCCCACAGGGUGUUGGCAACAUGCCAGGAAUGCCAUCCCAAGUUGUGCACUCCAAUGCAGGCAUGCAGGGCAUGAAUCCGAUGCAGGCAAUAGGACCGCGCCCUACCAUGUCCCAGCCACCUCAAGCACCUCAGCAGCAGUCACCUCAACAACAGCCACCUUCGCAAACAGGUAUUGUGGGGAUGAAUUCACAGGGCCAACAGGUGAACAUGAACCAUGCUGGAAUAUCGUCACAGUUCCGGGAAAUGAUUCUUCGACGUCAACAAAUGAUGCAUCAGCAACAACAACAGCAGCAGCAGCAGCAACAACAGCAGCAGCAGCAGCAACAACAACAACAGCAGCAACAGCAACAAGGAGCUGGUCCUGGGAUGGUGAACCAUAGUCAGUUUCAGCAGCACCAGGUUAUGGGCGGUUAUACGCAGCAGCAACGACUUCAGCACCAUAUGCAGAUGCAACAAGGUAGCAUUGCACAGAUGAGCCAGGGAAUUCCUGGAGAUGCUGGCAAUAGUUUGCAGACCUUCCAGCAGCGCCUUUUGCACCAGCAGAUUGGAUCUCCAGCACAGCAGAAUCCAAUGAGUCCACAGCAACAUAUGCUGCCGGGUCCUGCCCAGUCGCCCCACCUCCAAGGCCAGCAACUCCCUCCUUCAUUAAGUAACCAGGUGCGGUCCCCCCAGCCCGUACCAUCUCCACGUCCCCAAUCCCAACCCCCUCAUUCUAGCCCAUCUCCUCGCAUGCAGCCCCAGCCAUCCCCUCAUCACGUUUCUCCCCAGACAAGUUCGCCUCAUCCGGGAAUGGUAGGCGUAGGGCAAGGGAACCCUAUGGAUCAAGGACACUACGGGAGCCCGGAUCCCUCAGCUAUGCUGUCUCAGAUGGCUGGUCUUCACGGAGGGGGAAUCUCUGACCUGGGUCUGAGUGGAGACAACUCGGACCUUAAUCCCAGCCUUUCACAGAGUACACUAGACAUCCACUAAGACUUGGGGGGGAGGGACAGAAGGAAGUCGCACUUCCAUCCUUUACAUUGGCAAAAGACUACGUGUAAAAAAAAAAAAUCCAGAAAAGAAAAACAAACUUAUUUUCUUCUCAGACUGACUUUUUAUACUGAAGAACAGCUGUGUUUCUUUUUGUGGAUUGGGGAGGGUGGGAAGAAGGGCUUGUGGGUAUUUUCAAAAAAAAAUUUUUUUUUUUCAUAUUUUUUUUUUAAUUCUCCAGAGACGCUGUGCUUAGGGUAAAAAAAAACAAAAAAAAACUAAAAGGCCUGCAGACAGUGGGGAGGGGCAUAUAUUAAUAUUGUUAUUAUAAUUAUUACAAAGAAUAUAUUUUCAGUGGCUGGGCCAGCCUCUUGAUAUCUUCCUGUUAUGAUGCAGAGUAUUCCCUAGCUCCUUAUCUUCUCCACACCUAACACAUGAGUAUCUGUUUUUAUGUUGUGAAUUAUUAUUUUUUUUUGGUCUUAAUUUUCUUAAAUUAAUGAAAAUGGAUAAAACGUUGACUGCUUUUAUUUGGUGUUAGACGGUUUCUGUAUAGCCAUUUUUUUCCCCCAAUCCCCCCCUGUGUUACCAUCCUCGUCUUCGUCAUUGUCUCUAAUCCACGUCAAUAGAAUUCUUUCACUGGCCACAAGUUGCACUCGACACAGGGCUCACACUUUUUCCAGGGGCUGUGAUUUUAUUACAUAUAUACUAUAAUAUUUUAUUUAUUAAAAUAACCAAAAUAUUAUAUUAUAUCUGACUCCUUUGGUAAAGGAAUCGUGAAUCACAGCCGGAAAGGGUUUGUUCUUUUUUUUUUUUUUUUUGUUUUGUUAUUUUUGUAUGGUCAGUUGCCCUAUUCCCGGGCAUGGAUGGUAUGAAAUUGGGUGAGAAAGGGACUGCUGUGCUGCGAACACAGAGGUUUUCAGAGGAUGGUUUAAUGUUGCUUUAAAACAGAAGAGAUAUAAAUAUAUAUAUAUAUACAUAUAUAUAUAAAUAAAUCUAUAUAUAAAUAAAAUAGCCCCACCCUUCUUUUCUGUGCUGGGAGUGGAUCGGGUACAAGGCAUAAGAAUAAUGUAAAUUUUUACCCCUCCCCCCCCCCCCCCCCCCCCCCUUCCCCUUUUGCCUUGUGUACCUUAUCUUUACAAGAGAAGCCCAGAAAAAAUAUUCUGUUAAGGCAAGUAUUUGCAACCUAAAUGGUGUUAUGUAUACAUGUUUCAAAGGGGCAUCAAGGAAAUAUAUUUUAUUUUUUAGUAUAUUAUUGCACCAGCCAGGUCAGAUGUACUAUAUUUAUUGGACUGUAGAUUCUGGAAAAGGUUAUUAGUUAUUAAAACACUUUUGUUUUAUUUUUUUUUAUUUUUUUGGGGUUAUUUUUUUUUAUUACCCCCAUUCAUGUUACUGUAACAUCAGAAUAAAAGAGAACUGAGAAUGCCAGUGUUCUCCAUGAUGCUGGUCAUGACUGUUCAAUCCUUUUUCUCCUUUUUGGAAAAUUUGUACAUGGAGAAACAGGAAAGAGACUGUCUUUCCAUGUCUCCCUCCCCCCCUCCUCUUUCAAUAACGUGGUGUUAAAUGGUGUAAAUCAUGCAAUGAACCGGGCUCUCCUAAAUACAAGAUUUAAAUCACUGUACAAAUUGUUGCAUUUCAUUUAUUACUUAUUGUUAAAUAAACUGUGUGAGACAGAUGAAAAUUCUGAGUAGUCUUAUUUCUACCAUGGUGCAGGUAUAGUCGCUGAGCAAUUCCUGAUUUUGUUUAAUCUGAUCCAUAGAUUUAUUAUACUACGCCAUGGGUGGAUCUCCAGCUUUGGUUACACGAACAUUGCAGCCCUCAAAUGAAAAUUUAAGUAACUUGAACCAUUGAUAUAAGGCAGGAUGGAUCCAUGCUUUCAUGUUGUUUACAACAAAUUCUCACCCUGCCAUCUGAAUGUUGCAGCUGUAAGUCCUAUAUCUAAAAA
Hyla sarda is the source of this 10635-nucleotide messenger RNA. It is a transcript of the gene EP300, whose product is annotated as E1A binding protein p300. Gene Ontology annotation, biological process: positive regulation of transcription by RNA polymerase II. Gene Ontology annotation, molecular function: histone acetyltransferase activity; transcription coactivator activity; zinc ion binding. The record is from RefSeq and is a predicted model, not a curated record. NCBI's taxonomy places the organism in Eukaryota, Metazoa, Chordata, Amphibia, Anura, Hylidae. The transcript has 32 exons. Gene Ontology annotation, cellular component: transcription regulator complex; histone acetyltransferase complex; nucleus. The coding region runs from base 1011 to 8696 and encodes 2561 amino acids.